AUGAAUGCCUUAAUUCUAUCUGUUAUACUUCAUCUCUCACUUAACGGUAAGGAAAUAUUACUUACAUAAUUUAAAGCCUCGGAUUAAGCGACGGCACCGUGACCUAGCUAUCACCUAUAUAUGUAUCACCUAUAUAUAAUAUCACCCAUAUAUCACCUAUGCCCUAUGAAAAUUAAUGUCAAUUCACAAUUGAUUGGUUACCGUGUAUAAAGAUAAUUAAAUACAAAUACAAAUACCUAUAUAUACAGCUAAUUCAAAAAAGGAUGUCCUUUGCAAACCUUGAAUUAUAAACCUUAAACCCUAAGCGCGCAAAGCUUAAUGGGAGCACAAGUUUCGAGCUUAGUAGUUGAAUGUUGGAUUUGUGAAUGCCGAAUUGUUCUCGUAAGGAGAUAUUUACCAUGUCUAAGGGCCUGUUCAUAUGGACAAAAGUUAUUCCGGUUAGCGAGAAAACGUUUCGACAAGUUCACAAGCGAGAUCUCGCCUUGGUAUGAAAAUAAUAUGAAAAGUUACACUGCGUUCAUAUGAGACAAAACGUUUCCCGUGUACCGAGAUCUCGCUUGCUGACAGGCGAGAUCUCGGUGACCGGGAUGUUUUUCCCAUAUGAACACAACUUUCCCGCUUAGCGGGAUAACUUUCUGUCGUGUCAGCAACUUUUCAAUUCAAUUGAUGUUCGAAUUCAGUGCUACGUCACAGCCGAAAACUUUACCCGGUAAGCGGGAUAACGUUUCUCCAUAUGAACAGAACAAAAGUAUUUGGCUAGUCGAAAAGUUUUCUCGUUAACAGGGAUAACUUUUGCCCAUAUGAACAGGCCCUAAGAAAUGAGCCCCAUAUAUGUGAUUUCUAAACUGAUUAAAUGAUGCUCCCAUUAUGCUUUGCAGGCUUAGAGUUUAAGGUUUAAGGUUUAGAGUUUAAGGUUUGCAAAGGACAUUAACCUUUUUUGAAUUAGCUGUAUAUGGCACGGUCACUCUAAGCCUAAGUAUGACGGUCACUCUUGCUUGCAUGGUGGCUGCUGUGACUGUGAUCUGAAAAAGUCUGAAAAUACAUAAACUAGUCAUGUCUAGUUGCGUGAAAUUGGAACACUUCGCAUGUGAAAUCGAUUUCACAUGUCAAGCUUUCAUACAUGUAACAUGAAACAGAAACUUGUCAUAUGUGAAAUUUCAUUAUGAAACUACUAUUCGACACGAUUAUAUUGUGAGCUAUGAAAUAAAAAUAUAAAAAUAAUAUCGCGUUACAGAAUUCUGGCAUUAAAUACAAUAUUUAUUGCAGUUAUUAUGCAUAAACCUUCGGUAAUUGACCUUAGUUUUAUUUUAAUUAAAGGACAAAAUUUCCCUACAAAUCUGAUGUGAACUGAAAUAACUCGAUUCGGUUUUCUCAUGUUAAAUAUGUUGUUCAUCCCUAAGUCACCCUCUUAAUUAGGCCUAUGUAUAAAUAAAUAAUACUUUUAAUUUAGUUAUCUGACCAGUCAUGCACGUAAUUGUUGUUUAUUCCAAAUCAGUGCGAAGUUGAAAAUGUCCAUAUUUUUACUUCUCAAAUUCAUUAUGACAUUAAUCAUUCAUGAGCAAUUCAGCCAUGAAUGAUAAUCACCUAUUUGAUCACAAGAUGCCAUUUGGAUAACCCGGUGAAACUUGAUGAAAGUCACUAGUGUUUUCAUCAAAUAUCUUAAUUAUAUACGCAUGCAAAAUUACUUGAGAAUUCCUAAUUACGUUAUGCUUGGUUAAGAAUUCUAUAUUCAAAUCAGCAAACCAAAACAUUCUCGGUUACGUCUCGAUUCAUUUGAGAAGCCAUAUAAACAACUCGAGCUCGUGUCUCACCGGGAUAUCCAAACACUCGAAAACAAUGUACUUUUCAUACAUUGUUCUCUCGUGUUUGGAUAUCCCGGUGAAACACUCGCUAUCGUUGUUCAUAUGUUUAAUACUUGAAAUACUGUAUUGACUAUUGUAUUGAGGCGCAUUUCCACUAUGAUUUCCACUCAAGAAAAGUUUCCACGGACAGAAAAUUUUCCGAAAAUAAGUUGAAAAUUUUCAACUUCAAAAUUUUUUUCCGACGAAAAAUUUGUGUCGGCCAAUCACAUUUUACAAAUUUUUGCUAAUUCCGCGGAAAAUUUUCUUGAGUGGAAAUUGGCCUUUUGUGUUUCAAAGUUAUUACUCAAGAAGCGCUUUUGUAAUUCAGGUCGUUGUAGUUAUGUGACGUCAUCAGAUAAAAUGUUCGAAAAUUGGAAGAGCAUUCAAUUCCUCCUAAAGAUGCGAUUUCAUCAUGAGAGCUGAGAAAUUAUAUAAACUCUCACGAACUCUCAUUCUCGUCUGACUAGGGCUGACAAUAUCACUAAGAGGGAACAUUUUUCAAUGUCGCGUAUCAGUUGCGAUGAAAAGUGUUCAAAACCUAAAAUCUUUUUGGCGUUCCUCUCUGCAAAACUUACUUUGUUUUAGCUUUAUUCUGUAGCUUACACAGCUAGCAACCUUUUUAAAUGAUUGUAUAUAUAUGGCGGUUGAGAAACCCACAAUAAUAGUUAAAUAUUGUCUACUUAACCUAAAUACAAUUAUCAUUGAUUGCUGUAAAAUUGACGCCAUAUAUUUACAGCUACAGUACAGCAAUAUAUUAAAGCAAAACUUACUGAACUUCAGACAUCAUUUUCUCUUUCGCGUACCAUCUAAAAUCUCUUCAUCCUAGCAAUAUUUUACAGAUAAAGCAGUAAACAUACCUUUUAAGUUUGUUUGCCGCUUGAGAAACAUAUAAAAAAUUCUAAAAAUUGAAUAUAGUCAUAACCAAGUGAAAAAGUAUAUUCAUUAGUUUUGAGCACGUGUUACGCAACAUACAAAAGAUUUUCCCUCUUAAUUGUUUGUUUUGCUCAGCUGACCAACGGUACAUAUUAGCCACGGUUGUUUGGCUCAUAAUUAUAUUACCUGCGAACCUGCGGCCCUGUGAUUCCGGUGCAGCGCCGGAAUUAUCUUCUAUUAUUAUACGCUCACAUGCAAUUGAUCAAUUUCGAGUUUUCAACAUAGGAUCACGUGUCUGUCUGACAUUUUACGAUGUAUGACAGGAGCAUAUUAGACAGUAGCUUAUUGUAGCCAGUUAAAUUUCUUGGUAUAAAGUAUAAACCAAUUAGGUCCUGCACAGCUAAGGGCCUCUGGGGAUUGCCUCACCCAAAAAAUUUGAAUUUUGUAAGUUCUCAGCGGCCAUUUCCCGCAUUUCUAUAUGGUGAAAUUGUAGUGGAAACAAAGUAAUUCCAACCUUGUGAAAUUCCUAUUACCAUGAAUUUUAAGCUUAAUGUAUUUUUCUUCCUUCUUCCCACACCCCUGACACUUUUUCACACACACCCCUUCAGCGAGGUGUGCAAAUGAUAAUUAUGAGUAAUUACACCCAUCCCCGUGUCAUUGUAGCCUGCAUGGCAGGCGGUCUAAAAUCCCAGGCUUGCCCAAUUUUAGGAACCGCCUGCCAUGCAGGCUACUGUCACUGCGGUGUCCUUGAAAACAGGUAAUUAUUAGGUGAUGUAAAGUCCGUUCUGUGCAGGCUGUUAAUAUUUCGCACCUUUCCGAACUUUCUUGAAUUGAAUCUCUAAUCUGUAUUAAUUUACAAGCAUAGCGAACCAGAAAAGUGUUAAAAAUCCAGUAUAAUAUAUAUCUAAUCAUAUUUUACAACUGUAGCACUGAGUUCAAAAUGUAAACAAAGCAUUUGUUUUCAUUACGGAUUUUACAUUAACCUGCGUAUAGCAGUCGCUUUAUUUUUAAAAUUUUAUUUGAGGAUAUUUUUAUUUGAGGAUACUUUUCAAAUAAGAUUAAAAUAUCCACAAAUAAAAUUAAAAAAUACAACGACUGCUACGCAGGCUAACUUUACAUCACCUUUAAAUCUCUUGAGUUAUUCUGUAAAUAUUGGAUUAGGAUAAGCCUAGUCCCAGACUUCGUUUUGCGGGCUUAGGACCGGAAUUGCACACAGUGAUUAGCAAAGAGCAUGCGCUAGUUGAGGAAUAAAGUAGUUAUUCAUUAAAGUGUAUCUCGGGGAAGCUGAUGUGGCAUCAACUUGUCCAGUUAACCUAGUCUAUAAAUAUAUUUACACAGUACUGUUAUUUUUUAGUUACUUUAGUAACGUCUGAUGCAUUUGUGUCACUCCUAUCUGGCGAAGAUACGACCAGUUGUGGAACCCAAGCCUCUCCGUGUCGUACUAUAUCUUAUGCAAUAAAUCUAGUGUCAGCAGGCUCUAUCAUCUACCUCGAUGGCAUUGGUACUUCAUGGCAGCGUGCUUAUACAUGUCAACCACUCAGAAAAGAACAUGAAGGAAUUUAUGUUGCCAAAAACAUUUCGUUCGUUAGUACUGGUUCCCGUGCUCAUAUUGCGUGUUCAUACGGAAACUUUUGGAUGGUUGAUGGAAGUGGAAGAAAAGGAGGAAUUCAAGUUAACUUCAAAGGACUAGCUAUUAGAAAUUCAUCUUUUGAUUUCGUCGACACUUCAGUUAACAUUAAAGACUGUACAUUCCGAGAGACAAAACUACCAGCGUUGAAUUUCUCAAUAGUUGAAUUAGAUUGGUUCGAAUUGACCCUUGACAAUGUCUUGUUUCAACAAAACGUGGGAUGUAUGGUUGUGAAAAGCAACAAAACAAGAAAGGGUAAUAUUGUUGUCAACAUAAAAGACUCCGUUUUCGAGAGCAAUGGUGAUAUUAAUAUCGCUACGUCAUUGUCGUCCAUUCUUUGGUUGAAUUCUUACAACGACGAUAUAAAUAUGGAGAUGAAGAAUGUAAGUUUUGAAAAAAAUUCAUUCUUUGAAAACGGAAUGAUUUUCGUACAUAAUGAGCAUGGAACAACAAAUAUUUCCCUCGUUAAAGUACUACUUUUUGAAAAUGGAUAUUACAACCUGAGGACCCCUAAAAAUUUACUAUUCUUCGAAGGUUAUAACAUGGCUGUGAGGAUAGAGUUUUGUCGUGCGAUCAGUAGUGUCUGUCGUUUGCUGAAACUCGCUGGCCAAUCAGUUCAAAUGAAUGUCUUCAAUACUGAAGUAAAACAUUUCAUCAACUUUCAUCCUGGUGGAGGAGUAUUUGACAUUGACGCGAGCCAUAAAUGUAAUAUAUCACUUAUAUCUUCUUCAUUCCGCAAUGGCAGAAAUCGUAGGAGUAAGUAUGGUGGAGUUGUAUCUGUCCGUGCUCCAAUAUUGACGACUAUAACAAUUCAAAAUUCAACAAUCCAGCAUAUUUCUACCAAAAACAACAUGGUUUAUGGGUGGAGUCAAGGUGGAGCCAUAUUUAUUACAUUUGUGAGAAAGGUUUACUCAAAUAACAUUGUUUCACUAAACAUAUUGAACUCUUCAUUUUUGGACAAUCUGUCGCAAAAUGGAGGAGCGAUUGCUGUGAUUGGAAAGGUUUCUAUCACUGUUAUAAACAGUAUAUUUAUGAGGAAUAAAGCUCGGGAUCACGGGGGAUCGUUCUAUCUCAAACUUAACUCAAACUCAACAGUAAAUCUUCAAAAUGUUUCCUUUGUACAAAACAGUGCUGGUAAAUAUGGCGGGUCAAUAUAUUUUUCUCCUUCCUUCGAGAUGGCCAGUGUUGUUGCCACAUUUAAAGAUGUUAAUUUCACCAGAAAUGAAGCUGGCACUGCUGGGGGCGCUAUUAGCGUGGGGUUAUGGUCAAAUUUAGGAAUAACUUUUAAGAAGGUGAGGUUUGUUGAAAACACUGCACGAUAUUCAGGCAGUGCUAUUGCACUAAGUCAGUCACUAACAUCCGAAGCGAUCGGACAUUUAGUUUUGCAAAAGUGCGUGUUUACAGGAAAUUAUGGGUAUUAUAGUGCAAUUUGUGCACAAGGACGGUAUAAUAUUAGCUGCCAAAAUUCUACAUUUUCCUCAAACUACGCAGAUUAUCUCAGUGGAGGACUUUCUCUCCAACUGAAAAACUCGAUAAUGAGGAUUUCAAACUCGAUUUUUGUCAAUAAUACCAGCUGGUACAAUAGCGGUGGAGCAAUAGGUAUUUACGCUAAUAACAAUACCAAUACUAUUAUAACAGAUUCUAUUUUUAUUAAAAAUACUGCCUUUAACGGGACAGGUGGAGCUAUUUCUAUCUUGGGGCCAACUGAUGAAAUAAAAAAGAAAAGAUGCUAUGAUGCCUUCCACCCACGUUCCUGGAAUUACUUAAAUAGCGUGGAGUUUCAUAGAACACGCUUUCAAGGAAACAUUGCAAAAACCGGAAAUGCUUUGCAUAUUACUAACGGUCUGGUGACUUUGAGAGAUUGUUUAAUCAUCGACAAUUUUGGCUUCCCUUUAGGAAGUCAAAUUGUUACUUACGGCUCAGCAAAGGUAAAGAUAUACAACUCCGUUUUUAGAGAGACAAUUGACAAAAUGUCAGUCUAUGGAAACGAAUUCGUUUUUUCGUCUUUCUUCGGGAUAUACAGCAAUGGACCACUUGAAGUCUAUAAUUCCACAGUUGAUCAAGCUAUACCGUCAAAUGAACAUCUGAUUACGGUGUCCAAAAUGGGACGCUUGGAGUUUGACAAUUCAUCAGUGAUCACCUGUCCAUUAGGAUAUCGUCUGAUCAAAUCCGAUUAUUCCUACAUGAGAAAUGACCUGGAUGGAUGUACUGUCUCCGUCACCGUCAUUCGCAUAUUCUGUCAGCAAUGUAACUCUACGUUUUACUCACUUCAAAUCGGUCAAUCCAAAGGUCUGAAUAUAGACAAAGAUUUUGUGUGCACUCCAUGUCCUUAUGGAGCAGAAUGCUUUCCCUCUAUAAAAUCCAAAGAUAAUUUCUGGGGUUACAAAUCUGGCUCCCAUCCACCAACACUAAUGUUCACACGUUGUCCAGUUGAUUAUUGUAAAUCACCAAAACCUGAUACUGAUACAUAUAAUGCAUGCGUGGGAAAACGCACUGGGAUGAUGUGUGGAACAUGUUCACGUGGUUACACAGAGACAUUACUAUCAACUCACUGCACGUUAACCAAGGAUUGUAAACACGGCCGGUUUUGGCUUGCAUUUCUCGCUUUCGUUUGUCUUACUGCGUUCCUUUUAAUUUUCAAGCCACCUGUGAUAACAUUUUUGGUAAAACAAGUGCUUUGGUUCAAGAAGUUAUCGUGUCGUCGGUCUGCAAAUCACCAGUAUGAUGAGGUCAUCCAGGCUUUGUCUUCUGAAGAAGUCAGACGUGAAAACGGACAAUAUUCACAUUUUGUUGAAAUAAUCUUUUAUUUCUACCAGAUCUCACAACUGUUUCUGUCUCCUUUAUCCUCAGAAGAGUAUUCUAAAACCAAAGUCAUUCCAUCUUUACUUGGUUUCUUCAAUUUCCAAUUCAGUAUUUCCGAAAACACGUGUCCCUUUGAAGGGAUGAUGCCACACACAAAAAAGCUUUUUAAAAUCGUGCCCAUCCUCGCUACAAUGACUGUUAUUUACAUUAUAUAUGGUCUUCAUUAUCUCUGUUCUCGAGUACGUCGCACUCUCACUCCUUCCAUUGCUCCUUAUCUUGCAGCAAGUGUAAGAACUUUGUUUCUCAGUUACACAGUUUUGGCAACAGUGAGCAUUCAGCUCAUUCGAUGUGUUUCUAUCAAUGGUGAGGUUCGAUGGUUUUACAAUGGAAAUGUUGCAUGUUAUGAAUGGUGGCAAUAUGCGGCAUUCGCAUUUAAUGCUAUCUUCGUUAUCCCUUUUAUAUUUAUCCUUGCUUGGGCUGCUUUUAAACUUUAUCACGAAGCAAUAACACUCAGGCAACUUCUUAUAGGCUUUAUUCUGCCACUUCCGAGUUUACUUUUUUGGCUUUUCUCUAAGACUUUUUCGUCUGGAAUCAGUAACGUGGAGCCGGAGGAAAAAUUGAAUGUGCUAAAGAAAAUGCUUUUAACGCCAUUCCGAGAGCCAGGAGCUCUGUAUUGGAAAAGUAUCAUGAUUGCUCGCCGUUUUGUGUUGGUUGUUCUUUUUUGUGUUAUCACCGAGACAUCUUACAAGUUAUUCUGGAUGACACUCACGUGUCUUCUGGCUCUUUUCCAUCACCUCAGAGUUAAACCAUUUAAACAUAAUUGGGCAAAUAAUCUUGAGUCAAUCUCGUUGUUAUGUUUAGUUGUUUUGGGUAUCAUUAAUCUGUACGAGUCAGUGUUAGUUGAAGCAGAGGUACUUGCACCAACUGAUUCUUUCAAAGUGAUACAAUGGCUUGAAAUUAUUAUCCUUGGGCUUUUCCCCUCUUCAAUUUGCCUUCUGUUCUCCUUUGCAAUUAUUUCCUUAUUUGCUCGCCUUCUUCACGUCUGCUAUGGAUCAUUGUUUGGUUGUUUGUCCAGACGGCCAUCUCGUGAUCGAACUCGGCUACUUGAUGUUUGUGAAAACAUUUCCUACGAAUAA
Molecule: messenger RNA, 8279 nt
Organism: Paramuricea clavata
Lineage: Eukaryota; Metazoa; Cnidaria; Anthozoa; Malacalcyonacea; Plexauridae
Source: the annotation of a GenBank genome assembly